UUGAGUUUGAACCGUUCGCAUCGGGUGCUCGCAUUAGUCUCUCUCUCUACUUUCAAAGCUAAAAGAUCUCGGCGAUCUCGAGUGAAACGAGCUCGCAUAAAACCCAAUUAAAGUUUAUAAUUAAUCGGCGAAGAGGUCACGCGGUGGCUGCGAGUUGAAAGUGCCACCAGCAAAUCCGUGGCAGCGAAUCAAUCUGGAAAACGACUGAAAAACUCCGCCUCUGUUUGUGUGUGUGUGUGUAUCGGUGUGUGUUGGUGUUGGUGUGGUGUACCUUUGAGGUAUCUAAGCGCACAUCUACACUGGGUCUGACUGCCCGUUUCGACCGACCUGGAGUUAAAGUUGGAAACUCGUUUUUCAAAAACGAACGAAUAAAAAAAGUCUGCACAAAACGAGAAAAUAAGCGCGGUCGCGAAGAAAACAACAACAACAACAGUAGCAGCAGCAGCAGCCAAAGCCAACAACAAAAGAAGGGGAGAGAGAAAAAAUAAAGCACAAUAAUAUAAGAAAAGCAAAAGCAGAUCCAGAACCAAAGCCAAAACCUGACGGCCAGGCUCCCCGAGAUUUGGUUUGGUUUUUGGCCACCGCUCGCCCUUCUGCAUUCUUUUCGCCUGUUUACUUAUUUUCGUGUGCUGCGCUGUUUUGUGCUGCUUGCUUCACUUGUUGCAGCUGCACAUACUUGUGCACGUCCGCCCAAACAUAUAUAUCUCCCUCUGAGAAUAUAUACGUACGCUUAUAUGUGGCCACUCGGAUAUUCGGACGCGGAUUCGGGUUCGUUUUGUAUGCCAUAGAUACGGUGCCUGCCGCCGCCACAGAGCCUGUGCGGAAAAAAGAAAAACGAAUACGAAUACGAAUACGAGUACGAUACCGAGUACGAGUACGAAUAGGAAUACGAAAACCUGUUCCUCCGGGCCAUUUUCGAGUGUAUCGGUGUUGGUGAGAGCCUGUAUACGGAAUUAUUCAAAUAAGAAAAUCGUCGUCUUCGUCUUCGUCGUCGUGGCCACACAAAUGUUCAACAACGAUGGCCACAUUGGGCCUGUCAAAAGUCUUCAUACUGGAUAAAUACUUCACCGAAUUGCAAAAAUUUUGGGAGACGGAGAAGAAGCUGCAGGAUGCAUCUUCAUCCAAUGAGGCAGUGCAUCUGCAGCAGCGUCUCAAAAGUCUGAGCACCGAGUUGGUUACUCUGCGGAAUCGUCUGCAUGUGGGCCAAGGACAGGGUCAGAAUCAGAAUCAGAGCCAGGGUCAGGGAAAUGGUUCCCCGGGAGGGGCCAACUCUGGCCCCAAAGCCAACAGCUUUGACCUGAAUGCCUCCAGUCCGAAUCUCAAUCUGAGUUCCAGCGGAGGAGGACUCUCUGCCAGUGCCGUGCAACAGCACACCAAUGGUCAUCACACGGCAUCGAAGAGUCUCAACUUCAGCCAGACGCUGCCAGCGAAUUCGGGCUCUGGUGGAGCAGGUGGGGCCGGGGGAGGAGCUGUGGUGUCGGCGAGGAACACCUCGAUUCCCCACCCACUUCCGCACCAGCUGGCGGAGAAGCCGGGUCUGUUGCACCACCAGAGUGGCAGCGGACAUGGCCAGUCCACCGGGACCCUGCCGCACAUGGGCAGCAUGGGAAACAUUCUGGGGCACAGUUCCCAGUCCCAUUUCCCGGCCAGCAACUCCAACACGCUGCCCAUGCGAUCCUCGAACACUGGAAACCUAAUCCCGAGUGGAGCAGGCGGAGGACACCAUCUUAGCCAUGGCCACAGCCAACCAUUGCCAUUUAUCCCGCAGCCGAAGCACGCGAAUCCCUGCCAGAGCGUCAAGACGCUGCCCUUUGGAUUCGGGUUCGCUGGGGGUCAGCAGAAGCUCCACCCGCAGGUGAACUCCCUGCCCAAGGACAUGCAGGAUCUGAUCCACCUGUCUGGCCCACUAACCGAACACGCCGUAAUGCGAACGCUGCAGGCCCGCUUCAACGAGCAGCGGUACUUUACUAAUGUUGGUCCGAUCUUGCUCUCCAUCAAUCCGUACCUGGAUGUGGGCAACCCGCUGACCCUCACCUCCACGAGAGCGCUGCCAUUGGCCCCGCAGCUGCAGAAGAUCGUCCAGGAGGCAGUGCGUCAGCAAAGCGAAACGGGCUAUCCGCAGGCCAUUAUCCUUUCGGGAACGUCGGGUGCUGGAAAGACGGCCAAUGCGAUGCUGAUGCUGCGUCAACUGUUUGCCAUCGCCGGCGGAGGACCCGAAACGGAUGCCUUUAAGCACCUGGCCGCCGCCUUCACAGUCCUCAGAUCCCUGGGAUCGGCAAAGACCACAACGAAUUCGGAAUCGAGUCGCAUUGGCCAGUUCAUCGAGGUGCAGGUGACGGAUGGGGCUCUCUAUCGCACCAAGAUCCACUGCUACUUCCUCGACCAAACGCGGGUCAUCCGUCCGUUGCCGAAGGAGAAGAACUACCACAUAUUCUACCAACUUUUGGCCGGACUCAGCCGGGAGGAGCGGCAGAAGCUCCAUCUGGAUGGCUAUUCGCCGGCCAACCUGCGCUACUUGCGGGGAGACAUCGGCCAAAAUGAGCAGGAGGACGCGACGAGGUUCCAGGCGUGGAAGACCUGCCUUGGAAUCCUCGGAAUACCAUUUCUGGAUGUUGUUCGUGUCCUGGCCGCCGUUUUGCUGCUGGGAAAUGUUCAGUUCAUCGACGGUGGGGGUCUCGAAGUGGACGUAAAGGGAGAGACGGAACUAAACUCGGUGGCCAGUUUGCUGGGCGUUCCGCCGGCGGCCCUCUUCCGCGGACUGACCACCCGGACCCACAACGUGCGUGGCCAGCUGGUGAAGUCCGUUUGCGGCGAUGGCGAUGCCAACAUGACGAGGGACUGCCUGGCGAAGGCCCUCUACUGCCGCACAGUGGCCACCAUCGUGCGGAGGGCCAACAGUCUGAAGCGCCUGGGAUCCACUCUGGGCACCCUGAGCUCGGACUCCAAUGAAUCGGUCCACAACCAGGCGGACGCCGCCUCCCAGCACGCCUCCACGAUUGGAGGUGGCAAUGCGGGCUCCAAAUCGAUGGCGGCUCUAAAUAACGCAGUUCGCCAUGCCACCGAUGGGUUCAUUGGCAUCCUGGACAUGUUCGGCUUCGAGGAGCCCUCGCCACACGCUCACCUGGAGCACCUGUGCAUCAAUCUGUGCGCGGAGACCAUGCAGCACUUCUACAACACGCACAUCUUCAAGUCCUCCGUUGAGUCUUGUCGCGACGAGGGCAUCGUUUGCGACACCGAGGUGGACUACGUGGAUAACGUGCCCUGCAUCGACCUCAUAUCCUCGCUGCGAACCGGUCUGCUCAGCAUGCUGGAUGCGGAGUGCUCCGUUCGUGGCACCGCCGAGAGCUAUGUGGCCAAGCUGAAGGUGCAGCAUCGGUGCUCCACCCGCUUGGAGACCAAACCCACUGCAGAACCGCACGAUCCGCGCAUGUUUCUCAUCCGUCACUUUGCCGGGCGGGUGGAGUACGACACCACCGACUUCCUGGACACCAAUCGGGAUGUGGUGCCCGACGACCUGGUGGCGGUGUUCUACAAGCACACCUGCAACUUCGGCUUCGCCACCCAUCUCUUUGGCUCCGAACUGAAGGCUCUUUAUGCCCAGCAGCAGGCGCCUCGAGGUCUCAGCUUCCGCAUCUCACCCACCUCCCACUCGGACCUACUGAAUGGGGAUGAGCCGGUGUCCACCUUGACCCAGGACUUCCACACCCGACUGGAUAAUCUGCUGAGGACUUUGGUUCAUGCAAGGCCGCAUUUUGUGCGCUGCAUCCGGAGCAACGGAAACGAGGCGGCGGGCAGCUUCGAUCGGGCCACCGUGGUGCGGCAAAUACGGUCGCUGCAGGUCCUGGAGACGGUCAACCUGAUGGCCAGUGGGUUUCCGCACCGCAUGCGCUUCAAGCAGUUCAACGCCCGCUACAGGAUGUUGGCCCCCUUCCGCCUGCUGCGCCGCAGCGAGGACAAGGCUCUGGAGGACUGCCAGCUGAUCCUGCAGUACGCCAUGGAACAGCCGCCGGUGCUGGACGGCUCGGUGACUCUGGCCUGGGCGCCUGGCAAGCGGCACGUUUUCCUCAGCGAGGGCAUCCGCCAGCAUCUGGAGCACCUGCGCACGGAGAUCCGGCACAAGAGCGCCACCCUGAUGCAGGCCACCUGGCGGGGUUGGUGGUGGCGCAAGAAGGUGGGCAACGGCGGGGUGAAGCGCUCCAGGGGGGCCACUGGCCAUCAUCCCGGCCAGACGGCGGUGGCUCCGCUUCCGGUGACCAAGACGAACCACAACAAUGCCACCGCGCAGAACAAGGCGGCCUCCUCCACAAUGGCCGCCUUGGCCGCAGUGGCAGCUGCUGCGCCCAGUUCAGUGCCACGCCUGUCGGCCAAGUCGACGAACCUUGCCACCGGCGGCACAGUGGCCAGGCCCAGGCCACAACCCAUCGCAGGGACUCCUCCGCCGGAUCCGCACGAGAAGUGCGACCAGAAGAUCAUCCAGCAGACCUGCAGCCUGUUUGGCCUGGAUUUGGAACGGCCGCCGCCAGUGCCGCCAUCCCGAUCCUACACGAUCAGCGGCAACUCGAAGUUGGGCUAUCCGCAGAGCCGGGUGAUGAAGAUGAACUUCCCCGAGGAGGGCCAGUCGGAGGUGCUGCAGCUGAAGAAGGGCGAACUAGUGACCGUGGUGGGAGCCUCCACCGGUCGGGGUCACCUGCUGGUGGAGCACAAGGGCCAGAGCUUCCACGUGCCCUUCCAGUACACGGAGCCGGCUGGCGGAGCCAAUCCAGGUGCCAUUCCGACUGUUCCGACCACUGGUGUAAAAAUUUGAGGAGGGAACAUUGCACCGCCUGAAAAUCUACAUUCCGACUGCUCCAAGACUGUACAUAUUUCAAUUGGUAGAUUAAGAAGCAACCAUUAGUUGUAGGACGCGCAUGCAAACUGAGGUGCUCCAAUUGGCCCCGGACUUACGUAGUAUUAUUAUUUGUCGUGUUUAUCAAUAAACGCCAAUCGAUAGGUUGUAGCUUCAAAUACCCACAAGUGCCAAUCAUAUAAGUUCUUCCAUAUGUUUAAUAAGUAUUCUAUAUGUUACUGAGAUUACUUUAUUCGCCGGUUAAACGACAAUGCUCCAAGUAAUUUACUUAGUUUUCAACGCAUCCAAUCAAACUUUUAUUUGCAUACAUUUAAGAAAUGUGUUUUUUCUUAGAAUAAGUUUCAUUACUUCAUUCAAAUAAACAAAGCAUGCAUUGCAAUAAUAAAAAA
Drosophila ficusphila is the source of this 5235-nucleotide messenger RNA. It is a transcript of the gene dachs, whose product is annotated as unconventional myosin-IXb. Lineage: Eukaryota; Metazoa; Arthropoda; Insecta; Diptera; Drosophilidae. The record is from RefSeq and is a predicted model, not a curated record. The transcript is spliced from 7 exons. Gene Ontology annotation, biological process: vesicle transport along actin filament; actin filament organization. Gene Ontology annotation, molecular function: actin filament binding; ATP binding; cytoskeletal motor activity. The coding region runs from base 1019 to 4804 and encodes 1261 amino acids. Gene Ontology annotation, cellular component: myosin complex; cytoplasm; actin cytoskeleton.